This is a messenger RNA of Leptonychotes weddellii (Weddell seal), 1265 nucleotides long. Lineage: Eukaryota; Metazoa; Chordata; Mammalia; Carnivora; Phocidae. The record is from RefSeq and is a predicted model, not a curated record.
CGGGCGGCGGCGGCGGCGCGUGUCCAGGGCGGGGCGCCCGGAGCGGGCAGCGGCGCGAGGGGACGAUGGCGGAGUCCUCUGACAAGCUCUACCGGGUGGAGUACGCCAAGAGCGGGCGCGCGUCUUGCAAGAAAUGCAGCGAGAGCAUCCCCAAGGACUCGCUGCGCAUGGCCAUCAUGGUGCAGUCGCCCAUGUUUGAUGGAAAAGUCCCGCACUGGUACCACUUCUCCUGCUUCUGGAAGGUUGGCCACUCCAUCCGGCACCCCGACGUAGAGGUGGAUGGCUUCUCUGAGCUUAGGUGGGACGACCAGCAGAAAGUCAAGAAGACUGCGGAGAGUGGAGGCGUCACAGGCAAAGGCCAGGAUGGAGGCGGCGGCAAGACGGACAAGACGCUGGCUGACUUCACGGCCGAGUACGCCAAGUCCAACAGAAGCACGUGCAAGGGCUGCUUGGAGAAAAUAGAGAAGGGCCAGAUCCGACUGUCCAAGAAGAUGCUGGAUCCAGAGAAGCCCCAGCUGGGCAUGAUCGACCGCUGGUACCACCCAAACUGCUUUGUGAAGAACAGAGAGGAGCUGGGCUUCCGGCCCGAGUACAGUGCCAGCCAGCUCAAGGGCUUCAGCCUGCUUGCCGCAGAGGAUAAAGAAACCCUGAAGAAGCAGCUUCCCGGAGUCAAGAGUGAAGGAAAGAGGAAAGGCGACGAGGUGGAUGGGAUGGUUGAAGUGGCCAAGAAGAAAUCUAAGAAAGAAAAGGACAAAGAUAGUAGGCUUGAGAGGGCCCUCAAGGCCCAGAACGAGCUGAUCUGGAACAUCAAAGACGAGCUAAAGAAAGCGUGUUCGACAAAUGACCUGAAAGAGCUGCUCAUCUUCAACAAGCAGCAAGUGCCCUCCGGGGAGUCGGCGAUCUUGGAUCGUGUGGCCGACGGCAUGGUGUUCGGUGCCCUCCUCCCCUGUGAGGAGUGCUCGGGCCAGCUGGUGUUCAGGAGCGACGCUUACUACUGUACGGGUGAUGUCACUGCCUGGACCAAGUGCAUGGUCAAGACCCAGACCCCCAGCCGGAAGGACUGGGUGACCCCAAAGGUAAGUGGGGGUGGACGUGGGUUCUGGGAUCUGAGCAGAAAAACACUGCCCACCCACCUUCCGGGCCUGUCCCCACAACUGCCGUGUGUCCGGCUCCGAACACGGAGCAGGGCGCUUCUGGCGGGAGCACGGGUUUGUCCAAUCCCUGUUGGUAAUUCCUGCCUUGGCAAGGAGGUUUUCCUGCCUUAG